Rhododendron vialii is the source of this 1726-nucleotide messenger RNA. RefSeq names its product protein SLOW GREEN 1, chloroplastic-like. NCBI's taxonomy places the organism in Eukaryota, Viridiplantae, Streptophyta, Magnoliopsida, Ericales, Ericaceae. The record is from RefSeq and is a predicted model, not a curated record. Gene Ontology annotation, molecular function: protein binding.
GUUGUGGCUGCCAAAUUCCAUCAGUUUCUGGCUCAGGCCAAAACCACCCCAACAAUCUUGAUAGAGGAAAAAAUUGAUCAAAAUCAAGAACAGGAAGAGGAUAAAUCGGAUGAUCAAUUGGAGCUUUUCUACUCGAAUUCGGGUGCGGUGGAGUCCUUGAAAUAGCUGCUGCAGCAGGAGAUGGAGGUAGGGAAGGACCGGGAGGCUAUAGAGAUGGUGAAGAAGUUGGUUUUGGCUCAACCGGAGGAAACAGAGUGGAAAUUUCUAAUGGCGAAAAUGCUGAGCGAAAUGGGAAGUACCCGAGAUGCACGAGAUGUGUUGGAAGAGAUUCUCAAGCUGAAUCCACUCGACUUUGAAGCAUUGUUCAAAAACGCCUUUUUAAUGGACAGGUAUGAGGGAGACACGGUGGUUUUGCAGUUGGAAGAGGCGUUGAAGGUUGCAGAGGGGGAUAAGGUGCAGGAGGCAAGAGAUGUGAGGCUAAUCAUGGCACAAAUUCAGUUCUUGUAGAAGAAUGUGGAUGAGGCGCUGAGGCGAUUCGAGGAGCUAGGAAGAGAAGAUCCUAAUGAUUUUAGACCUUACUUUUGUAAAGGGAUAAUAUAUAGCUUGCUUGAUAGGAACGAGGAAGCAAUGGAGGAGUUUUCCAAGUAUCAAAAGCUUUCACCCAAAAAGGUGGAGGUGAAGGGCUACUUGAGGUCGCCAUUGUCGAGGAUGAAGGUAUUUGGUACAAAUGAGGAGGAGAAUUGAAUUGGGUUUUUGUAGUUGAAUCUUUGGGUGAUCAGUAGCUUAAGUUAUGAGGAAUAAUGGUUCAAGAGGUGAGGAUUUCUCUCUUUUGAAAUAGGAAGGUUAAGUAUAUAGGAUCGCAACCGGGUAACACCCUUGCCCCUUUUGAAUUUUGAUAGUUGUUGCUUGGUAAAUUUGUUAUUUCUAUCAACACAAGUGAUGUCAAUCAUCAAAGAGGAUACUUCAAUAACAAAUAGAACUCUUGUUCCAAGUGAAUUUUAAAGAUAUAUUGCCUUGCCUUGUGGCAAAUAAUGCAUUAUCUUGUUGACAGGUACCGUUGUUAUCUCAAAUGAGAGUUUGGUCAAUACAAAUUGUACACUUUGAGUUCAUCUUGACAAGUGCUGCCAUUUCAUGUAAUGUUUUUUACCAAACAGGAAAGCAACUGUUGUGACAUGAAAAAUAAAUGACCUGGGCCCUCUUGAUGAUGAUAGAUAGCCGCUUCAUGUGCUUAACGGGGUGUUUGGAUGGCGGAGAAGAAGGUGGAUAUGUGAGGUGGCCGGAUUUGUAGUCCUUGUCCCACUCAAAUUCGGUGUUUGGUUGAGUUUUGAGGAAGCCGGAUAUAAACACUGUACCGGAUUCAAAUCCACCUGAAAGUGGAUUUAUGAAGCAGAGGUCAGACCCUAGCCUUGGCAAAUCUGGGGUUUUCAAACUGUUUUACCCCUCCAAAUUCCCCCUUGAACCAGAAGAGAAAGAAAAAAAAUUAUAGAAAAGACUACCACUCAUCGCUGGAGCUGCUCUCUCUCCUCCCGCCCUCCCUCUUCCUCUGCUCCUUCAUUAGGGCCCUCUCCUGCCUGUAAUCGAAAGAGAUUUUGAGGGAGAUUUGAGUAUUUGAGUUUUUCAGUGGUGAAGUGUAGGGAAUUUAGGGUAUUUGGGUGUAUAUAGUGGGGAGGAAUUUGGGAAUUUGGUUGCAGGUGGUGAAGUACACAAUGGGGAGGGGAUUUUGGGA